Tuber aestivum (summer truffle) is the source of this 1662-nucleotide messenger RNA. The record is from the annotation of a GenBank genome assembly. Lineage: Eukaryota; Fungi; Ascomycota; Pezizomycetes; Pezizales; Tuberaceae.
UAGCAGGGUGUGUGGUUGGGUCUCGGGGACUAUUUCCGUGAAACACCGGUUGCAGACCUCGAAUCUUCUACCCGUUCUCAGGGCAUUACGCCCGUCAGACUAACGGUGUGGCACCUCUUCUUUUCUUCUGCUCCCCCACUUCCGCUUCCUCCCUCCCAUCCCCCUCGACCACAACGCCGGGUUUCCAACCAACGGAGCUGCAUUGUAAAAUCCUCAAGCCCAAGCAUGGACCCGAAAGCUGUUGGUCAUAGACGCCCUUCCACAACCGUUUCGGAGAUGAAGGAGGUUGUUCCGGGGGCCCGGCGUAGGAUCCUGGCUGCACCUUGCGAGAGCCAUCAUGGCCACUGCAUCCCCAAUAAUGAUAUUUCUACCAUCCCCAGCGGUUUUAGCCAGGGCACAUUCCACAACUACCCGGAAGAGGACAAGAUAGCAACAAACAUCUACUCCACCCUCCCACCGCCGUAUUCUCACCAAUUGGCGCCUAACCCCGAGAGUUGGCAGAGGCUAUUGCAAAUCUCCCAGAAUAUAUACCGCACCACCCCGAAUGGAGUCCGUGUUAAAUUCGCCGACGGUAGUACCCAAUUGCAAUUCCCCCGAAGAUUGUACUCAAGCGACAUUUCUGGCCUGGCAAGGAGGGAAAAGAUGUCCCUCCGGAAGUGCACCCGGUACAGCGCCAGCAUGCAGGUUACCAUAGCCCUCUUUCGCACCCCCAUCCGUUAUCCCCAAGGUGGUCAUCCUACACAUGACAAUGUCCACAGUUCGCCCCCCAACGCGAAGCUCCAUCAGGGGAGGAAUACUCUCAUUGUCCAAUGCGCUGUGCUUGCACCCAUGGGCGGCGGCAUAUACUUUGGGCCGGAUUCUCGGUUCAACAGAUACCAUAAUCAAGGGAAACCAUCCAAAAACGGCCUUCUCGGAGCAGAGCUCGAGACCGUCAAACACUCGAUUAUUGUGGCGCAGGAUAUUGCUACCAAGCUGUCGAAGGCCAUUAGGAGCGCCAACUUCACAAAGAUCGUUAUUGCGACCCCCAGCGAGAUGCUCGUCCGCGGUAUGACUGAGUUUCUCAGCCAUUGGCGCAGAAUGAAUUGGAGAGGACUUGACGCAUUGUUCUUUCCCGGGGUGGAGGUUAAUAAGCAAAGGUGGGAGGCUCUUGACCAGAUUAUUGGGCAGGCGAUGGAAGAUGGAUUGGAGGUGGAUCUUUGGUUGGUGCCGGAGGAGGAGGUCAGUGGUGCUACCGAUUUGAUCAGAGAGUGGAGGGGGUCACUCGCCUCGAAGGUCCAGAACCCCCCAAAAGGCACUAGAGAGUCGACCUUGGUGUCCAAGGAGGGAUCGGAGAAUCUGGAAAAGUAGGUUGAUCGAUCAUGGGACAAAACUGGGAAAGCGUUGGUGAGGACGAGCAACAGUGGAGGUGAAUGUGUCAAACCAGCUCGAACGAGUGAACAGGUGACGACGAGUGCUUUUAUAUUUUUUUGUUUUUUUCUGUUGGGAUGAUCGUUUCCGGAAUUCUUUACACUGUCUGAUGUGGGGUUCUGUAUCAAUUUGGGGGAUCCGAUGCGAGGUUUAUCACCGCGCCCGCGUUGGUUUAGUGGUCGCCCUGCGAUAGUCGUGUUCUCUGAGGGGUUUAAGUGGAAUUAAAUUUACAAUAAGUCACACUCUGAUUGAAAC